Messenger RNA from Aplysia californica (California sea hare), 1581 nucleotides. RefSeq lists its product as uncharacterized. Lineage: Eukaryota; Metazoa; Mollusca; Gastropoda; Aplysiida; Aplysiidae. Gene Ontology annotation, molecular function: protein binding. The record is from RefSeq and is a predicted model, not a curated record.
GAGACCUGACAAGUGCCAUGCGCGACGCCGAAUCUGUUGUAGUACUGGACAACCGAAACCCUGAUGUAUACUGCAUCAGAGCUCUAGUACGAAGUUCCAGGAAUGAGGAAAAACAGGCUCUCCAAGACCUCGACUUCGCCCUCGGCUUCUCCCCUGAUCACGUGGCCUGUCUCGUGGUACGCGGAGCCAUCACUAGACCCCUGGCUGAGAAGUUGAAUCCGGACUCCCAGUCCUACUUCAACGUGGACACAUUCAGUCACCCUCAUAUACUGGACUUUUAUGACAGGCUGCUGGUGACUCUUUUAGUGCCACACACUAUCACAGAGAUCAACUUAAACCCUGACAAGCCGAGCAAAAAACAAAUAGAGUCAAAUGUUGAACUGAGCAGAUUGGAAUCCAGUAGCCCUACAAGAGCGGGAUCCACGGAGAGACUUGAACCCUUCCGCUGCGGAACACCAGCAGGUGGGGAUAACGUGCUUGCAGCUCGGCGUCGACAUGACUAUGGAGAAGCUGUGAGGAAGCAUAACGCCCGGCCGAAAACAGCAGCUGAUUACAUGGCGCUGCUGGAGAAACAGCGUAAACUGAAGGCCGCCUCUGUCCCUCGAGCACUCUCUGCUCGCCAGUGCCCUUCCCAAACCUACUGCGAUGUCACCGGAAGUGCACUUCCGGCUACGACAGACAGAACGGUCAGUGGCAGGCGGACCAAGACGGCUUCUACAAAGAUGUUUAUCUUUGACAUUCCUACCAACUACAGUAUACCAGUCUUUCAGCCUGUGAACGUUUCCGAAGCUCCACGCAUGUACUACAGACCUUGGCGAGGUGACAAGCUUCCGGUAGGAGACGUACCACAUCCGGAGUCAGCACUGCCCUUCUACUGACCUACUUUUGCAUCUCGAAUAAGGCUUCCUUGUAGAGCUUGCAACGAAUUUCCGACUUCAUAGACAACAGUAAAUGUAAUUGUAGAAGUGUUACGCCUCCAUUGACAACAUUUAGAUUAUUUAGGGGGUAGGCUGAUCCGACCCUGCCUGUCAGAGCCAACCCAGGUUGAAAGCUAUUCAAUGUCCCAGCACAAAGAUGGAGAUACUGGAUACAAAUUUUCCCCGCACGGCAGUCCAACUCAUGUCUCCUGCGUGCGACGGCGAAGCGCUUAAUCACUUCACGAAAGACCCCUGUAUAGACGGCCUGUGACAUUAUAUGAUGCCAGUUCACUUUUCACUCAAAAGUCAAUGAAUGAUUUAUGCCGUGUUUAUUUGAGUAAAGAGAACUUGGGGGAGCGGGGGGUUACGGCGCUCGCAAUUGCAUGAGGACAUAUAAGGGAGCGGGGCACAUUUAGCGUCGUCAGUUUGGUAGGAAAUAAUUUUGGAUUUUGCCCGGAUGGUGGCCGAAGCCUACUCUUAUCAAGGUUAGAAUCACGCAUCAAUCGAUCUUUACCGUGUGCAGCUUGCACACGGGACAUCCGGUAUUUUUCGCCCUUUUCCGAGAAAGUUGGGUGUUCAAUCUUACCUAUCCCAAGAUCAGGGGUUUGGCUGACAGACAGCAGUAAGAGGAGCCAAUGAGUAACUGUAGAAAGGAAGCAGAAAG